Messenger RNA from Sphenostylis stenocarpa, 3528 nucleotides. NCBI's taxonomy places the organism in Eukaryota, Viridiplantae, Streptophyta, Magnoliopsida, Fabales, Fabaceae. The record is from the annotation of a GenBank genome assembly.
AUGGUGGAAUCUCUGUGGGAUUCUUCAAAGGAGGUGUUUAGAGGAUGUGGGUCUGAGCUAGAAAAUUCCUUGGAUUCUAUUGUUUGGGGGAUUGUUAUUCCAAUGAACUCCGGCGCACAACUGUUGAAAGCUGAAUCGUGGGAGGUUCGCCGGUCAACUGUUGUUGUUGCGGCAUAUAAUCCUCUAUUCAAGGGUGUUGCAUUUCUAUCUGCAUGUGAGGUUCAUGGGAACAAGUACAAGGGAGGGAAUGAAAAGGGUUAUACGAAGAGUUGUUUGACUGCUUUUUGUUGGUUGGGAAUGGGAACCAAAGUCCAGAAUCUUCCAGGAUAUUACUCAAUGAGAGAUCUUAAUGAGGAAUCCAGCAGUUGUGGCUGGCCCCUAUUUUACGGUGAUAAAUCGCUCUCAAAUGGGCAGUACUAUAAUAGUUAUUUGCCAAGUUCUACGACAGAAGCAUGUUCUGCAUAUGAUAAGGAUGCUGUGAAGCGGGUGAUGCUUGAGCAUGAGGCCAUAUUUAAGAAUCAGGUCUAUGAACUUCACCGUUUGUACAGAAUACAAAGGGAUUUGAUGAGUGAGGUUAAAAGGAAAGAAUUUAACAGAAACCAGAUACCAGUUGAGGCAUCGUUUUCUGCAGGUCAAAUGGCAUCUCAAUUAACUACUGAUGCCGGACAAAAAUGGCAUAUUCCUGUGGGAAAUUCUACUUGUGCUAAAACAUCUGUGUCAGGAGUUGAGGGCAUUCAUUCUCCUUUGGACUCAACGAAAGGGAUCGGCAAACAAACAAGUCCAUUUCCAUCCCCAAAUGGGUGUAGCUCAAAAGAUGUUGAGGUGCUUGAGUCUAGACCCUCAAAGGUGAGGAGAAAAAUGUUUGACCUUCACCUCCCUGCUGAUGAGUACAUUGAUACAGACGAAAGUGAAAAGCUCAGUGAUGAAAAGACAAGUGAUCCAUCAUUCUUUCUUUCUGAUAGAAAACGUAAAAAUGGAAAGGAGGGUGAUGCGGAACAUUUUUAUGGCAAUGGUGAGAAGACUGGCAAUCAGCAGGACACUUCAAGAUCUGAGCAAUCAUUAAGGAGAAGGAAUGGUUUGGCUGACUUAAAUGAACCUCUUCAGGUGGAGGAAACAUACAAUUCUCCAUAUGUUCACCUCCUGAACCGUAUCCCCUGUCAAGGGGCAGCUGAACGUUCUGAUCUCUCUGCCACUGUCAAACAAAAGUCAGAGUAUUUUGGUUUAUCUAGAGAACAAUUGCUCAACUCACAUCAUGGAACUGACAGUUGGGCUCAACAUAAUGGUUAUUUGGAGAACAAUGGGGGUGGAAAAGGGUGGUAUCAAUCAGUGGCUGGGGCAGGGCAAGCCAAAGGCACUACACAAUCUGGUCCUCAAGUCCUCAGACUGGAGAAAUCACCCAUAUCUUCCCAAACAAUACAAGAUGCACUUAGCAAAUUUCAUGAACCUGCAUUUGAUUAUCUAAAUGGUAGAAACAAGGCUGACAUCUGGAGGGAAAAGACAGUUAGUGACUUACAUAUCGGUGGACGAAAUCAUGAAUACCCUAUCAACAAGCAUCCUGAGUCUGUGAUACCAUUACAUAGACCUGGUCUUUUUGCAGCUGCUCCUUCCUCUGAUUUAUCCAAGUCUUGGUCUCAUUCAGCUUCUUCUUGGGAAAUGGCCAAUAGCAGCCUAAGCCAGAGAUUGAUGUCAAUUCAGACACCUCCUUGCCCAAAUGUAUCUGGUGCUCUGACUAGGAUUUCCCAGUCACAAAGUAAUGGGAUAUUGGAAGAAUGCUGCUGGCCUCUAAAUAUGAAUUCCAAGCCCAACACUGGUUCUCGAUGUGAAGCACCUCUACAGAAUGGAUUUUUCCCUGGGUCUUCAUCUGGGUCCAAGGAACCAUCAAUGAACAUCUCUUCAAUUAGCUACGACUAUAUCAAUCAUAAAAAUGACUGUAAGAUAAUUCCUGAUCACUUUAUCAACAAUGUUCCAUCCAAAUCCUGUAAGGGUUCAGAUUCAAAUUGCAAUGACAUGAAGUCUGGAAAAGAUAUUGACUUGAAUGUGCUGCUGCCGAAUGGUUCAUCCAACAAUUUAGUUCCCCAGUCAGGCAUUGGGAUAAUGAAUGGGGAACAGAAGAAUGAGGAGUGUCAUGUUGUGUUGCCCUGGCUUAGAGGAAAGACAACUUGUAAGAAUGGAGUACCAAACUCUGCAGGAGAGUCAGGUUUAUUCCAUGCUGCCUCAUUGUCCAACAAAGAUGAAACUGCCAAGGGACCUAGCGGACAAUUUAUGCACAAUGUAACUUCAGUUUUGUGUUGUAAUGACCUUGAAGUGAGGAAAAUAGAGGUUAAUGAAAGCAGCACUAAUAAUAGGAAAAUUCUUGGCGUUCCCAUAUUUGAUUUGCCUCGUAUUUCUGCCAAAAUCGCUUCUCCGUCUGUGUCAAAUCCUAAUCCAUCUGAUGUAAAAAUAGUGGAAAAUAAGAAAAAACAGAUACUUGAUAUUAACUUGCCUUUUGAUGCUUCUAUCGUCGAGUUGGAGAAAGAAGCAUUCACUGAAACUGCUGCUAGCAAGACAAGGUCUCCUACAAAAGCAGACUCUAGAAAUCAAAUUGAUCUGAACUUGAGUAUGAGUGAGAAUGAAGGAUCUUUCACAAAUAUACCGAGUGAAAAUAUAAAAGUGAAGGCAGAUAUAGAUUUGGAAGCCCCUGUUGUUUCUGAGACGGUGGAGGAUGUUGUUUCUGAAGAAAAGCAGCUUGAAACUUCUUUAGAAUCAUCGCAAGUCCUAAAAACAUCAGUUGAACUGCCAAAGGAUGAUGAACUUAUGACAAAUGCAGCAGAGGCAAUUGUUGUCUUGUCAUCUCUUUUAUGUGAUGAAGUGGAUGGUAUGAUCAGUGAUUGUCCAUCAGAAAGUCCAAAGGUGGACAUGCUAAAUUGGUUCGCAGAUAUAGUUUCCUCAUGCAAAGAUAAUCUAGAGGGAAAGUGUGAUUUUUCUAGGGAAAAAGAUGGGGACGACAAUGAGGAGCUUUCCUCUGGGGGAUUAGAUUACUUUGAGGCAAUGACAUUGAACUUGCCAUACACCAAGGAAGAAGACUACAUGCCCAAUCCUCUUGUUCCUGAAAACUUCAAAGUGGAAGAAACAACUACUUUGUUACCAACUCGGACACGAAAGGGGCCAGCAAGGAGAGGGCGUCAGCGAAGGGACUUCCAAAGGGAUAUUCUUCCAGGUCUUGCAUCUUUAUCAAGACAUGAAGUAACAGAAGAUCUUCAGACAUUUGGUGGGAUCAUGAGGGGAACAGGUUAUUCAUGGAAUUCAGGAUUGACUAGGAGAAGCUCAUCUAGGAAUGGUGGUGGCAGGGGGAGAAGAAAGACACAGGUUGUCCCUUCUCCCCCGACACCAGUGGCUACCAAUGAAACUAGCACCCCACUGAUGCAGCAGCUUAAUAACAUUGAAAUUGGAUUGGAGGAUAGAAGCCUAACAGGUUGGGGCAAGACAACCAGAAGGCCCCGCAGACAGAGGUGCCCGGCUGGUAAUCCUCCAUUGAUCCAGUUAACCUAA